AUGGUUUUGAAGCAUGCCGUGCAAGUUGUAGAAACCCUCUUUGAGAGCUUCGCCCCGAUGAUUUUUAAAUUUGGAUUCAGCCGCGAUCCAAAGAUCAGGUGGGAGAACCGGAGAUAUGGAUACUUACAUGAGAGGGAUCGUUGGGAACGAAUGGUGGUACUUUACCUGUCACCUGAGCCAUGGAGCCCAGCUAUGUUGGAAGCAGCUCUCAUAGAUCGAUAUGAUGGUCAACCUGGGUGCCGCAACAUUCGAAAAGGUGGUGACAGCGUUGGCCAUGACACCUCUGCAGCGUAUGUGACAUAUAUGGUGUACAGGAGCUUCAAACACAAGCCAGCCUGA
Cladocopium goreaui is the source of this 339-nucleotide messenger RNA. The record is from the annotation of a GenBank genome assembly. NCBI's taxonomy places the organism in Eukaryota, Dinophyceae, Suessiales, Symbiodiniaceae.